AUGCCAGACGUAUGCAAGAAGCGAGGAGGCGCUGCAAAUUCGAGUCGCAACAGAGCUCUGCUGGUGUUUCUAAAGCAGCGCUAUUGCUGUGCCGCUUCAAGCAGUGAGGCGACGCUACUGCUGCAUCACUUGCAGCAGUCAAAUAAGGGCGUUCGAAUGUCGGUAGAGAGGUUGAGAAGAGAGAAAGAAGCUAGGUCCUCGAGGCGGCGCUGUUGCCGUCGCUUGUCGUCGUUGAUUGGGAUGGGUUUCAGUUCGAUGAGAGUAGCCUUCAACAUCACCAAGCUCCUCGAAAGAUUCUUGAAAUUCGGCAAUUUUAACAAUCUUUUGACCAAAAAUGUUUCCUCCACUGGUAUCAACAGAUGGAAAACAAUCACCAUCCUUUCGGUGUGUAAUGACGAACUCAGAGAUCUUAUGAGAAAGCAGAGAGAAGGUCCGAAGGGUAUUUUGAGCAACCAUGUGGUGUUGGAUUAUUAUGAUACCUUGAAACUUCAGAAAUUGAAAAACAAAUCUGUUCUUGAGGGUCGAAUCGAGGAAAAAAGGCAAUCUUACCUUUCCCAAAAUGCCAGAUUCCCAAGUUUCAUUUGUUUUUGGGAAAAUGGAAAAUCUAGUUCGAUGAUGAGCGAAGUGGAUGAUUUUCUGACAGUAUUCAAGCUUGGGUUUGAUUGGGUUGAUCCCAGUGGCAAUACUUGA
Messenger RNA from Fraxinus pennsylvanica, 690 nucleotides. NCBI's taxonomy places the organism in Eukaryota, Viridiplantae, Streptophyta, Magnoliopsida, Lamiales, Oleaceae. The record is from the annotation of a GenBank genome assembly.